CAUUCACACCUGAUCCCAUGCUGCCCGCACAUAAGUCAGACCUCAGGUCUGUGUCAGGUCACCAUGAGCAAGAUUGAGCCUGAUAGCAUCUUUCAGAGCAAGGAGACCUCAGAUGAUGCUUCCCUUGAUGAGUGUUUUCAUAAUAGUACUAAUCAUGGAGAAAAAGAGGAUGGUGCUUUGGGAGAUGAGCUUGGUCUCCAGGGGCCUUCUGAACCAAAGAACUUGAAGGAGAGUGGGGAGAGUGGCGCGUCCAAAAAGUCGGUCACCAAGCAAGAGUCGGGCAAGAAGAACAGGAAGAGGGGACGACGAGUGGACAGUGAGCAAGAUGCAGAGAAGACCAAAAAAAAGAAGAAGCAGACCCUGCGACCCAAUUACUUUGUCUCCAUCCCGAUCACCAACACACAGAUCAGUUCAGCGGUGACAGAGGUCCAAGAGGCGGUUCUGGAACGGGAGCCUCGCUUGGCCAAAGCCAUGAUCCCAGUCCCGACGCUCCACAUCACGCUCCUCGUCACCCAUCUGGCCGACCAAGAGCAAGUGGACCUGGCGGCGGCAGCGCUGGCCCAGGUGGAGUCGUCAUUGGCCGAGCUGCUGGACGGGGCGGAGCUGGUGCUGCCCUUCACGGGCGUCGCUCACUUCAGAAACGACGUGGUGUUUGUCGCCCUCGGCCCGGGACCGCACAGACGCGUGCUGCGCAACCUGGCAGAGUUCCUGCGCGGCUGUUUCAAGGAGCGAGGCCUUCUGGAAGGCGACACUCAAGGCUUCGAACCUCACCUCACCAUUAUGAAGCUGUCCAGAGCUCCAAAGCUCAGAUCGCAGGGUAUCAAGCGUGUGGACCCUUCUCUCUACUCCAACUACAACGACAGGUUUUUCGGCGACCAGACACUGGAGCGUCUGGAUCUUUGCUCCAUGCUGAAAAGGAAGCAGCAGGACGGCUACUACCACACGGAGACGUCGCUGCAACUAGAUUUGACUCCGCGUCCCCUCCAUCGCAAACGCUCAAGUAGUCGUCGCCGGUCUGAACCCGACGAGGCGGAGCUUCUGCGGAUCAGCAAGCGAUUGGUGGAAGAUGCCGUCAGUCGCGCCGUGCAGCAAUACAAAAAGGAAACCUUUCAGAACGGGGGCGCGCCCAACGCAGGGCAGCCGCCCGGAAACGCAGACGCAACCGCGGAGACGAAGACCACGGAUGCGAAUGCCGCCACAGACACCAGGAAGUGACGUGAUCGGACCCGUAGCUAACCGGAAGCGCUCUGAGGGAGGACGCUAAUCGCCAAAAUGUCCGGUCUGCUUUGCCGUAAAGCGGCUAAAUUUACCGGCGAGCCUGGCGGGAAAUUGGCUAAUCUCGAAGACUAGCUAGCCGAUCGUGCUAGCUAGCUGGCCCGCUCACUUCGCCAAGCUUGACUCGGGUUGCUCGCUGUUGUCUGUGCGCUCCACAACGCGAGGUUCCCUUGCAUUGGCUAAUUGCUAAUGUGCUAGUGUGCUACUUUUGAGUUGGAUCAGCAUUGUUGAGCGCCGACUCAUCGAAACUGACCACUUGAUCAGAUUUAAAAGCACAACGUCUUUUGGAUUUGUUCCGUUCUAAUUUGGAUGUCUGCCGGCGAGCUAGAGCAUUAGACGUGUUCCGCUGGUGUCCUGCGGAGGCAGUAGUGAGACAAUCACACAAAUCAAUCCACACUAUAAAACAAAAAUGUCAGAAAACACUAAUCAUGCUCGCAUAGACGCGAAAGUUCUGCAACACUACUACAGUUUGCAUUGUUUUAAUGCUUGUUCAUUUUUAGUUUAUUUUGUUUUUAGCUAAUGAAACAGUGAACCCGUAUUUUAAACACAUUUGAAUUUUAGGGGGCUGUAAAACCGUAUGAAAAAAAAAAAGCUUAAAAAUCAACCAUGAAUGGCGACCUAGCCGAGGAUCACUAUAUGAUCUCCAAGCUUAUUUCUAAAUAUGAUUUCAGAUCAUAAGAUUUGUUAACUGAAAAACCAUCGCCCUCUAGUGGCCCGGAGACCAAGGAUGGACGUCAAACGAUGGUGAACGCUAAACUGGACAUGUGGGGGAAUGAAAUGAAGUUAUGAAAGAAUGAUGCUAACCAUACGUCCAACUUUGGAUUGGUGAGAUGAAAAUUCUGAGAAGUUGAAAUACUGCGGAAAAAAAUUGUAAUUUGAAGGGGGAAAAUAAGUAAUGUGAUUUUUUUUGUGGGGGGAAGGGGAAAAAAUUCUAUUUUUUCUUAAAGAACACGAACAUUUGUAAUUCGAGAAUAUGUAGCAUUACAACUUUUUCUGGCAUUCCAACUUUUUUCACGCAGUAUUUCAAUUUGAUGUUCUGUAUUGUAACAUAUUUUAACAUCGUUUUUUUUUUUUCUCCUUCGUAAAAUUCACACAGAGCUUCCACUUAGAUUUCUUCCAGAAAUAUUUCUUUGUAAUUUUUUUUUCCUCUAACAGGAUCAUUUGCCCAAAAGCAUUUGUCUUUUUUUUUUUUUUUUGGAGAACCCAACAAAACCUCAUGAAGAGCCGAAAUUACGACAUUGCUCGUCGUGGUAAUUUGACUUCCGAGUGCUGCAACUUUCAAGUUUUGCAAGUUGUGUCAUUGUGAGCGCACUUCAGAAGAAAGAAGUGGACAAAUCCGAAUUACUCGUAAGUCCACUGUAGUUUAAACAUUGAACAUCUGGAUGUGCUGGAUGACCAUUUUAUUUAUUUACUACUUUUUUUUUUGGUUUGUUUUGUUUUUUGAAAAAAUGAUCGCAACUUGACGAUUUUUUGGGGGCCCGACCAAUAUGGAUUUUUUUUUUUUUAAACCGAGAAUAAAAUAAUUGGCUGAUUACGUAAAUAAGUAGUGAGGAAAAUAACUUGACAACAUAGAGAAAAAUUGGCAAAGUUUUUUUUUUUUUUUUUUAAGGGAGAGCAUGUUCGAAUGUCAUUUUUGUUAAUGUGUGCUUAAAAAAAAGUCGUCAAAAUGUAAGACAAUUUUAAUGGGUCGGGCCCUAAUUUUUUAUGUGGGUUUUGAAGAUCACAAAUGCUGGUUUACUGUUAAAAGUGGCCUUCAGCGCUCUUUUUUUUUUUUUUUUUUUUUUUUUAGAUUCCCUGCUCGUGCUUUCCGCCCCGCUAGCAUCAAAGCUUCACUCGUGCUCAACUUGACACAAUUCCGCCUUUGUCUCAUUCUGCUCUGAUGCUGCCGCGAUUAAAAUGAACACCUUUUCACUGAACGUCGUUUCGUCGUCGUCACCGGAUCCUUAAAGCGCCGUCAAAUCCCCUUUAAGAACACUCCUUGUCCUCUUGGCCCAUAUUCUUUCAAUUCUCUGAUGAGUGUGUGUAUGUGUGAUACAAUUAUUUGAUCAGUGCGUCCCCAGAUACCUUGUCUUGUUCCAUUAUUACAACAAGGCGGUGUGUGUGUGUGUGUGUGUGUGUGUGUGCGCGCGCGCGUGUGUUUUGUUGUGUCACACGUGAAGAAUAAAACAGGAUAUGAAUUUCCAACCAAUAUCCUUGUCUGACUGCUGACUUCGGCGCGCACGCAACGGGU
This is a messenger RNA of Hippocampus comes (tiger tail seahorse), 3505 nucleotides long. It is a transcript of the gene akap7, whose product is annotated as A-kinase anchoring protein 7. Gene Ontology annotation, cellular component: cytosol. The coding region runs from base 64 to 1215 and encodes 383 amino acids. Gene Ontology annotation, molecular function: protein kinase A regulatory subunit binding. NCBI's taxonomy places the organism in Eukaryota, Metazoa, Chordata, Actinopteri, Syngnathiformes, Syngnathidae. The transcript has 11 exons. The record is from RefSeq and is a predicted model, not a curated record.